AUGCGGUGGAAAGAGGAACAUCGUCUGACUCCAAAGCAAUGUACCUAUACUUCGCCUCACGAUGUCUGCUCCAUUCGCAAGUACAUCUGCAGAGUGCCGUUUCCACGCAGUUGCACAUGGCAUCAAAGCGACCCUGUCUAUGGUCAGAAGUAUGGAAAGCUUCUGGCCAAAUACUUACGAGUUACUCAACUGGGGAAGAGCCAAGCUCAAUUGCUUCCUCAACCACUACCCGUUAUUUUAGCAUCCUCCGCAAUAGUUCCCUGA
Molecule: messenger RNA, 264 nt
Organism: Pochonia chlamydosporia 170
Lineage: Eukaryota; Fungi; Ascomycota; Sordariomycetes; Hypocreales; Clavicipitaceae
Exons: 1
Coding region: 1-264 (87 amino acids)
Source: RefSeq, a predicted model, not a curated record